Messenger RNA from Daldinia caldariorum, 1173 nucleotides. Its product is annotated as S-adenosyl-L-methionine-dependent methyltransferase. The transcript has 4 exons. The record is from RefSeq and is a predicted model, not a curated record. Gene Ontology annotation, molecular function: O-methyltransferase activity. The coding region runs from base 1 to 1173 and encodes 390 amino acids. Lineage: Eukaryota; Fungi; Ascomycota; Sordariomycetes; Xylariales; Hypoxylaceae.
AUGGAAGCGGCUUUAGAUCGGAUCCGUAAGGAGGCAGCCGGGGGCGAAGACGCACGCCGGAAGGUCAUUGUGGCUUUGCAGAGUCUAGUGGGUUCACUUGAGACCCCUGACGAUACUCUACACAGGUAUGGGCAUAUGGUUGGUCCUCCCUUACUCUACGUAUAUGGACAAAGAAGAAGAACUGAUAGGGAAGAACAGAACCUUCAAACGGCAACAAUCCAAGUUGGUGUGAAUUUAGGUUUGUUUAAGCAUUUGGCUGAGGCGUCUGAACCACUUGCGGUGGAUCGUAUUGCGGAGAAGACCAAAGCCGAGCCGCAAUUAAUUUGCGUAGUAGACGAGAGUGGCAGAGGCGAAUACACUGCAAACCAAGUCACUCGCAAUUUGACAGAGAAGUCUGUCGAGGCUGGGAUAUCUCACUUCUUCGGCCUCACCGCGCCUCAAUAUCAGUGUUUGCCGGAUUUGUUGAAGCAGACCGGUUAUAAAACUCCAGUUGACGAUGCAAAGACAGCCUUUCAUCUGGCUUUCCGUACGACCUUGGAUCCCUUCUCCUGGUUUGCCCAAAACUCGGCUUACCUGGCCGACUUCCACACAUACCAUGCACUUCGCCGACAGCCAGAUGUAACUUGGCUGUCGGUAUACCCCGUAGAGACGGAGGCUGCUGGAUGGCCUGUUGGUGAACCCCUUUAUGUAAACGUGGGAGGAGGCGUUGGCCAUCAAUGCGCGCAGUUUAAGGAGAAAUAUCCCAGGUUGGAUGGGCGGGUUAUCCUACAAGACCUACCACACACUGUAGCAGAGGCACCUCCAACACCCGGCGUCGAGAAUAUGGCGUACAACAUGUUUAGGCCACAGCCUGUGAUUGGUGCCAAGUUCUAUCACCUUCGAGCUGUGUUCCACAACCAGGCACCUUAUAAGGUGCGGAUGUUGCUCGAGAUACUCAAAGCCGCCAUGACACCCGAAUCAGUCCUGCUGGUUGAUGAGAUGGUACUGCCAGAAGAAAAGGUGAACUAUAUGGCGGCGUCAAUUGACAUGACUAUGCUUGCGGCGUUUGCUAGCAUGGAGCGCACAGAAGCGCAGUGGAAGGCAGUAUUCGAAGAUGUAGGAUUGAGAAUGGUGCGAACCUAUACGUACUCUCCUUUAAGUUACGAGAGUGUUAUGGAUGUUCGGCUACAGUAA